Molecule: messenger RNA, 2151 nt
Organism: Mytilus trossulus (common blue mussel)
Lineage: Eukaryota; Metazoa; Mollusca; Bivalvia; Mytilida; Mytilidae
Exons: 4
Coding region: 20-1561 (513 amino acids)
Source: RefSeq, a predicted model, not a curated record
CAUUACUCAUUGAAGUCUUAUGGCUGCGAGUUCCGCCAAUAACCCUGGAGAAAUGGUCAGAACACCAAGAACUAAUUUUGAUGGAAGGCUUAGUCAAGUACAAGCACAUCAUCCGUACAUGAAUCAAGCAACACUAGAAGAAGAAGACGGUGUACUUGUGAACGACGAGGUAGACGAUUACUUCAGUCCUGAUGAAACAUACUCUGGGGAGGAAUUUGAAUUAGAUUCUAAUGAUGGAUUAAACGACUAUUGUAAUAAUUCUGAGGAUGAAACUGACGACAAACAAUUUCAAUAUAUCAAUGUUGGAAAUGGAAUAAGAGUUAAAACAACAGAAAAACUAAAGGAGGCUUUAGAUUACUAUAAAACAACCGUUUGGAGCACAGCAGACCGAAAUAAAAACUUAAAACCACCAAGUAAUAAAAGAAAUGAUAAGUUUGCGUCAAAUAUUUAUAAAUUUUCUACAACUUCAACAAAAAAAGCUGUGCAAAAUAUCACCAAUGCUGACGAAAAGAAAUAUAUGAAGAAAAAGCAGUGUUCAUUUUCUUUAGUUCAUAAACAUCAUGGAAAAGUUUCCUUCCAGGUCCCAGUGGAUGAAAGCAAGUUUCCCAUCAAGGAUAAAGAUAUAAAUACUUACUGGGCAUGGGUGGAAAGGGGUACAGAUAACUGGAUGGCCAUACCAGCAUCUUUGAGGAUACAAAGACCUGACCAGGAAUAUGCAAAGCAAUCUUUAAAUUCCAAAACAUUGGUGGCAUCUGUCAGCGACAAAAUCAGAUUAAAUUAUGAAAAAUCACAAUUCAAAAAGCCCAUACAUUUAUUUGGAACACUCAAUUGUAAUGAAGAAAGCGGAUCUGAUUUUGAGGAGUUCGAUAUUAAGGUUGUCGGCUACCAAGACGAUAAACCUUCUAUUCUAGAUACAAUAACAGAAAAGGUGACAGCUGGAAGAUUUACAGGAUCAUUGGAAGGUUAUGAUGGGGGAGCUUUAGUUGCAAUUAAACGUGGACAGAAGGAAAAUGAUAAGUUUGCAGAAAUGUUAAAAAACGAACUGAAUUUAUUUUACGGAAAUAGAAAGGUGUGCAAAGUUUUAUUGUUCUAUAUCUCGAAAGAUAAUACAACUUUAUAUUUUAAAGCUGAAUGUUGUAUGCAGGGAAAUGUAGCUGACAUUAUUGCUAAAAAUAAGGAACACAAACUAGUUUUCAAAUCUUUGGAUAUUUUACUACCUCCCCAUCAACGGAUUCGAAUUCGGCCAACUGGUUGUUUAGGACUGAAACCUGAAAUAAAAAAUCAUCCAUUUCUGUUCUUCAUGUAUAUUACAAAAGAGAAUAACACGUUGUUUCCUGUUGAGUUAAAUAGAGGAAUGGGCAGAUCAACGAAUGCUAUUAUAGAAUUUUCAGCUGACAACCAAAGAAGAGGAGAAAUUACAAAAGCUGACUUCAGUUUAGAUUUUCUGUCAAGUGUGAAUCAAAGACCAACUUUGAGUCGAGCAAACUCGACACUAAGUGAUAUCUUUAGACCACAACCCCGCUCUUCCACAAAUACCAGUGGUUCAAAAAACAAUGUUUAAUUCUUCUUUCGAGGAAAUCAAACGUCUGUGUAUUAUCAGGAAACAAUGUAAACACUCUUACUUCUAGUGUAGACAAACAUAAAUCUACUAACUUAUACAAAUUUUAUUGGAUGAUGGUUGCUUUAAAACGAUAACGAGAUAGACUCAUUGACCAUGUAUUCAUGGUGUAUUUGGGCCUGUUGACUAUCUGUACAUUUUUAUUGAAAGUUACAUGAAUAUAUUACUCAUAUAUCUAAGUAAUCGCCAUUCAGUAGUUUAUCAACCAGAAUUUUCCUUUGAGAAGUUGACUUGUAUGUUUCCAUAUACUGUUUGACUAACUUUAAAAACAGCACAAGUUUACUAAUAAGUUCCGCACAACAUGGUCUUGAAACAAAUAAGUUUAAUUAUUUUAAUUCUCAAACCCAUCAUUCAUCAUUUUUAAUUUACAUGUUUUUUUUAGAAAGCUACCGUAAAAUCCAAAGUUGACAUUUCGUAAUUGAGAAGCCGCAGUGUUGACUUGCUGAAAUCAGUAAAUAUGCGAAACAUGUAAUAGAAUGGAAAACAAAACAAAUUCUACCACAAAAAUCAAUUUGAAUACAAUAUUAUACAAA